AUGACACCAAAGCAGCUUGCCUUUGGACUGCUUCUGCUAUUCUGCGUGGUAAAUCACCUCCAGUUGGCACACGCUGUCGAUGCAUGCAGCGUGUGCAAUUGCGGGGCAACGAUCGUCUCUUGUGAAGGCCGAACUCUCACAGCCAUUCCGAGCGGAAUCCCAGUCACCACGGUAGUAUUGCAACUGUACAGCAAUCAGAUCACCGGCAUUCCUGCAAACGCACUCACAGGCCUGACUGCGCUGAGAAUUUUACACUUGUACAGCAACCAGAUCACCAGCAUUUCUGCGAGCGCCUUCACAGGCCUGAUGUCCCUCAACCAAUUGUUUUUGUUUAGCAACCCCUUCACCACUUUGCCGCCUGGUCUGUUCAAGGGCUUACCAAAUGUCUUGUAUUUGACGAAUUUGUCAAACCGACUGUACCUCUAUCUGAGCCCCAACAACUUUACCUAUGGUGGAAAUACUGCCGCUCCACCCAGCACAUAUGGCGAUGCAGCCAAUCCCUACAAGUGUGAUACCGUCUGUGCCACCUGCUAUGCCUCAGGGAACGAUUCGUGUUGCGGGCCCAAUUGUCUGACCUGCACUUCGUCUGCUGCAUGUAAUCAAUGCUAUGACGGCUAUGGUUUGAUGAGUGGAUCCUGCGUUCCGCUUGCAUCCAUCGCCUCCGCCGCUUCAGUCGCGUCCACGCAAGCUGCCUCGGCUGCUUCGGCUGCCUCGGUCGCCUCAAGCAGAUCUGCAUCGAUCGCCUCUGCCUCGGUUGCUUCUGUUGCGUCUGCUGCGACAAAAGCAUUGAUCGCCUCCGUCGCUUCAGCUGCGUCUACACAAUCGGCCUCGGCCGCGUCAGUUGCAUCAACGAAAUCUGCAUCCGUCGCGUCAGUCGCGUCCGUCUCGGUUGCUUCCGCUGCGUCAGCUGCGACAUAUGCCUCUAUCGCAUCCACGCAAUUUGCCUCGGCUGCUUCAACCAAAUCUGCGUCAGCAGCCUCGAUCGCUUCAGCAUCGGUUGCCUCUGUUGCGUCGGCUGCGACAUAUGCCUCUAUCGCAUCCACGCAAUUUGCCUCGGCUGCUUCAACCAAAUCUGCGUCAGCAGCCUCGAUCGCUUCAGCAUCGGUUGCCUCUGUUGCGUCGGCUGCGACAUUCGCAUCUAUUGCCUCGGAUGCUUCAGUCGCGUCCACACAGUUUGCCUCAGUCGCCUCUAUCGCCUCAAUCUCUGUUGCGGCGGCUGCGACAGAUGCAUCUGUCGCCUCAUCCGCUUCUGCCUUGGCUGCUUUGGUUGCAUCUGUCGCCUCGGACGCUUCUGCCUCGGCUGCCUCAGUUGCCUCAACUAAAUCUGCGUCAGUCGCAGCGGUCGCCUCUGCAUCGGUUGCUUCUGUUGCGUCAGCUGCGACAAUUGCUACGAUCGCCUCUGACGCUUCAGCCGUGUCCUUCCAGUUUGCCUCGGCUGCCUCGGUUGCAUCAACCAAAUCUGUUUCAGCCGCCUCAAUCGCAUCUGCCUUGGCUGCUUCGGGUGCAUCUGUAGCGUCCUCCGCAUCGGCGUCUGCUGCAUCUGUCGCGUCCUCCAUUGCAACAAUCGGCGGUGGCUCCCAAGGAGGCUCAUCUUCCGCGGCUGCUGUCGCCGCUGCGGGUGCUUCAGUUGCAAUUAUCGCGAUCAUAGCAGUGGCGUUCCUCGUGUUGCGACGUCGCCGAUCACAGAGACGUUCAAUUGCGCGACCAAAGGACUCUGCUCGGCCUGUCUAUCAAGAGGCUUUGGAAAUGUCAAUAUCUCCUUCGACUGAAUCUUACAAAGGGGAUGACAGUUCGGCUCCCAUCGUGUACGACCAAAUUCAGCCAGAGCCGCAGGACCCUGCUUGCCCCAUCUAUCUUGAGGCCGAUGAAGUGACCAUCUCGCCCCUGAAUCACUCGACUCGAGCUCACACCGCGGAGAACACCUCAGCGUCCGCAGUACCAGCUCAAAAGCAGCCAGAACCAUUAUACCAAGCCAUGUCGAUAACCUCUACGGACGACUAUGCAAGCGUGUACGUUGAAGGCAGCAAUUCUCGUCACAUCCGUGAAGACUUGACCCUUGUCAAGCACCUUGCCAGUGGAAACUUUGGCGAUGUUGCACUGGGCCAAGUGCCGUUCAGCGUGUUGCCCCAACGAGCACAAUCCUUGCUUGGACCUGCAGCAUCCGACACGGUGCAAGUUGCAGUCAAGUCUCUCAAGUCUGAUGCAGACGAAAAAUCGCGCAAGGACUUUGAGAGCGAGGCGAAACUGAUGGCGCCGUUCGUGCAUCCGAAUGUCGUGCGCCUUCUUGCCGCUCUUGUCGAGUCAGAGCCCCAUCUCGUUCUGUUGGAGUUUGUGCAGUAUGGCGAUUUGCGCACCCUGCUGCAAAAGUCCAAGCUCCACUCGCUUUGGUGGACCCAGAACGAGCAGGUGCACGCCAUUCGCCAGAUUGCACUCGGCAUGGAGUACCUGGGCACGCUUCACUUUGUGCACCGUGAUCUCGCCGCGCGUAACUGCCUUGUGGGCCAAGGAAUGGUGGUCAAGAUUGCCGACUUUGGACUUUCUCGCGAGCUGACCGACGAGAACGAUUACUAUCGCAUGGAAACGCGCGGCAAACUUCCUGUGAAGUGGAUGGCACCGGAAACGAUCACUUUCCGCAAGUUCUCGUCCAUGUCGGAUGUGUGGUCGUUCGGCGUGACAGCCUGGGAAUGCUGCAGCUAUGGCACAAUGCCGUACCGCAAGAUGAGUGGUGCAGAGACCCUAGCCCAUGUGGAGGCGGGAGGUCGACUGCCCCAGCCAGAGUACUGCGCAACCGACCUAUUUAGCCUGAUGCUUAGUUGUUGGAGUCUUCUCCCAGAACUGCGACCAAACUUCACUCAGCUAGUGAAAGCUCUAGCAACCUUUGAGGAUGGGACGCCCAUCCGCGACAUUGGUGGAAUGUUGUGAAAAUAGACAUGUAGGACUCGGCACACUCAAUAAAUAAAAACAACAAUGUUGAACAAACCCGC
This is a messenger RNA of Capsaspora owczarzaki ATCC 30864, 2984 nucleotides long. RefSeq names its product tyrosine-protein kinase transmembrane receptor Ror. The record is from RefSeq and is a predicted model, not a curated record. Gene Ontology annotation, molecular function: ATP binding; transmembrane receptor protein tyrosine kinase activity; protein binding. Gene Ontology annotation, cellular component: signaling receptor complex. Gene Ontology annotation, biological process: cell surface receptor protein tyrosine kinase signaling pathway; positive regulation of kinase activity; multicellular organism development. NCBI's taxonomy places the organism in Eukaryota, Filasterea, Ministeriida, Capsasporidae. Bases 1 to 2922 code for a protein of 973 amino acids. The transcript is spliced from 7 exons.